Molecule: messenger RNA, 2577 nt
Organism: Arvicanthis niloticus (Nile rat)
Lineage: Eukaryota; Metazoa; Chordata; Mammalia; Rodentia; Muridae
Biological process (GO): regulation of transcription by RNA polymerase II
Cellular component (GO): nucleus
Molecular function (GO): DNA-binding transcription factor activity, RNA polymerase II-specific; RNA polymerase II transcription regulatory region sequence-specific DNA binding
Source: RefSeq, a predicted model, not a curated record
GUUUUGCGAGAGUCCUUUGCGGCUGUACAUUGCUGUUGUCUCCGUCAUGAAGGAAAUGCUGUCUUUCUGGGAUGUGGCCAUUGAUUUCUCUCCAGAAGAGUGGGAAUGUCUGGAGCCUGCUCAGUGGAAUCUGUACAGGGACGUGAUGUUGGAGAAUUAUAGCAACCUUGCCUUCCUGGGUCUUGCUCUCUCUAAGCCAUUCCUGGUGAUAUUUCUGGAGCAAAGACAAGGACCUUGUGAUGUGAAGAGCCCUGCAGCAGCCACUGUGUACCCAGGAGUAACACCCAAUGAUCCUAACAACUACAGCAAGACCACUGAUUGUAAAUCACUCCUUAUGAAACGACAAAGAAUUCAUAUAGGGAACAAACCCUACAAGUGUGGAGAAUGUGGUAAGGCCCUGAGUUCUCAUAAAGCACUUUCCAUACACCAGAGACGUCACAGUGGAGACAAACCCUACGAGUGUGAAGUGUGUCAUAAGGCCUUUAUUAGUCGCCGGUCACUUUUUAUACACAAGAAAAAUCAUGCUGACAAAAAACCCUACAAGUGCGAAGACUGUGGCAAAUCAUUUCACUAUCCUUCAAUGCUCAAGCAACAUCAGAGAAUUCAUUCUAGAGAGAAACCGUACAAAUGUAAAGAAUGUGGAAAGUCCUUUCGCUAUCCUUCAAUCCUCAAGCAACAUCAGAGAAUUCAUAGUAGAGAAAAUCCCUCCCAAUAUGAAGAUUGUAACAAAAGAUUUUUCCCUCCUCUACACCUUCACAAACAGGAACAAAUCUAUACUGGAGAGAAACCCUACAAGUGUGGAGAAUGUUAUAAAGCCUUUCGUUGUCUCUCAGCCCUUAGGGUACACAAGAUAGUUCAUACUGGACAGAAACCUUACAAGUGUGGAGAGUGUGGGAGAUGUUUUUCCUCAUCUUUCUGCCUUAGAAGACAUCAAAUAUUUCACUCUGCAGACAACCCCUACAAGUGUGAAGAAUGUGGGAAAUGUUUUUACUCAUCUUCCUGCCUUAGAACACAUCAAAGAAUUCACUCUGCAGACAACCCCUACAAGUGUGGAGAGUGUGGCAGAUGUUUUUCUUCAUCUUCUUGCCUUAGAAGACAUCAAACAUUUCAUUCUGAGGACAAUCCCUAUAAAUGUGAACAAUGUGGGAAAAGGUUUUCAUGUUCUGCAGGUCUUCAGGAACAUCAAAGAAUUCAUACUGGAGAGAAACCCUACAAGUGUGAAAAUUGUCACAAAGCCUUCCGUUAUCACUCCUCCCUUAGGAAACAUAAGACAGUUCAUACUGGAGAGAAACUUUACAAGUGUGAAGAGUGUGGGAGAUGUUUUUUGUCAUCUUCCAACCUUAGAAGACACCAGGCAAUUCACUCUGAAGACAAUCCACACAAGUGUGUGGAAUGUGGCAAAGCCUUUGCUGAUGCUUAUAACCUUACUCAACACAUGACAGUUCAUACUGGAGAGAAAUCCUACAAGUGUGAAGAGUGUGGGAGAUGUUUUGCCUCAUCUUCCUAUCUUAGAAGACACCAAGUAAUUCACUCUGAAGACAAUCCACACAAGUGUGUAGAAUGUGGCAAAGCCUUUAAUAAUGGUUAUAGCCUUACUCGACACAUGAUAGUUCAUAAUGGAGAGAAAUCCUACAAGUGUGAAAAGUGUCCUAGGUGCUUUUCCACAUCCUCACGCCUUGUACAACACCAAAUAAUUCACUCUGAAGACAAUCCACACAAGUGUGUGGAAUGUGGCAAAGCCUUUUAUAAUGGUUAUAGCCUUACUCGACACAUGAUAGUUCAUAAUGGAGAGAAAUCCUACAAGUGUGAAAAGUGUCCUAGGUGCUUUUCCACAUCCUCACGCCUUGUACAACACCAAGUAAUUCACUCUGAAGACAAUCCACACAAGUGUGUGGAAUGUGGCAAAGGCUUUGAUAAUGGUUAUAGCCUUACUCGACACAAGGUAGUUCAUACUGAAGAGAAAUCCUACAAAGGUCUUUAAAAGUUUAUAUUUCAUCAGCCCUUAAAAGGCAUCAAAUAAUUCAUACUGAAUAAAACUCUGUGACUCUGUGGAGUGUGGUAAAGAUCAUUCCUAGUCCUUCAAACCUUACCCAACUCAAUCCAUAGGGUAGAUAGACUAUUAAGUGAAUUAGUCUGGAAUGUCAACACCAACUUAUUACAUCCAUCAGUACAAAUAUAGAGAAUAACAUCAGAGAACAGUAGAGACUUCUCUUUGCUAUAACCUCCCAACCAGUGUGUUCUGUAGUGUGCUUGAAUAUUGUAUGGCUUGAUGAGUUUCUUCUAUACUUAUAGACAUAAAAGAAAACUUAUUAUUUCAUAAUGUAGGUCUAAGAUCUGGCCCAUGGUAUAGUACUGUCGGGUGUUUUUCAGUGGGGUUGCACAAGCUCCUCCAAUACUGUUUCUCUUGGGCAUGUAGAAAGUUUGGUAAAUUCACAUCUCACCUUUUGUAAAAUUGUCUGCAUUGGUUCUCACCUAGGCUGAAUGGGCAUUAGUGUUUCUUUCUCUGGGAAAAUCUAACAGAACAUACUGAAGUCAUGUUUAGUUCCAGAAUAAAGAACCUGUAUUUCCUUUCACUUC